CCGGAAUGCCGGAUAGCCCUCAAUAGUCGCGUGUCGUGUCGUGCUGAUCCAAAACUGCAAAAAUUCCCCAGCAAACCAUGAAGCUCCGGUUGCGAUCCAUGGAUGCGCGCGGCGGCGUUGCCGAGACGCACCGCGUGCAGCUGCCGGACACGGCCACGCUCUCCGAUGUGAAGGCCUUCCUCGCCGCCAAGCUCUCCGAUGCGCAGCCCGUCCCCGCCGAGUCCGUCCGCCUCUCCCUCAACCGCUCUGAGGAGCUCCUCUCCCCCGACCCCUCCGCCACCCUCGUCGCCCUCGGCCUCGCAUCCGGUGAUCUCCUCCACUUUACGCUCUCUCCUCUCCGGUCCCAUCCGCCGCCUCCACAAGCCCUCCCACGGAACCCUAGUCCGGAUGCUAUCGCGAUAUCGGGAAUUGUUGCCUGUUCCACAUCUCCAGGGGAGGCUGGUAGAACCUCAUCGGCAUCGCUGCCGCAAACCAUACACAUAGAGCCUGCCUCAUCGUCGCCACCGUCAACCCUUCGCCUGGAGCCUACCUUGCCUGUGGUAUCUGAUUCACCGGAUGUGGUGAUGGCGGAGGCUGUCGACGCGGCCAAGAGCUCGCCAAGCUUCGUGAUUGGGCUUCUCAAGCGGGAGAUGGAGGCGGAGAAUGCGGGAAGCACAGAGGCUACAGUAAUUCAUCGCUUCAUUAUAGCCCUGCAUGCAGCUCUGGUCGAUGCUGGCUUCCUUGCGGCGAAUCCACCGGGGUGUAGCCUCGGAUUCCUGAAGGACUGGGCCUCGGGUGCUUUGCCAACACUGACGGUGAAAUACACCCUACCGGAGAUUGUUUCCGUGUUGCCUGUAGCCGAAGAGGGAAAGAUAGUGGUGUUGAACUACUCACUAAUGCCGAAUUUUGUGAUGAUAUAUGGGUGUGUGCCUGGGGCACAAUCAGAGGUGCACAGGUUAUGUUUGGAGUUGCCAAAGCUGGCGCCUUUGCUAUACCUGGAUAGCAAUGAUGUGGGUGAAGUGGAGGAGAAGGAGAUUCUUGACCUUUGGAGGGUUCUAAAGGAUGAGAUGUGCCUGCCACUGAUGGUAUCUUUGUGCCGACUGAACGGGUUGCCCUUGCCGCCAUGCUUGAUGGCAUUGCCAGGUGAUCUGAAGGCUAAGAUCUUGGAGUUUGUUCCUGGGGUGGACCUUGCCAGGGUUGAGUGCACAUGCAAGGAAUUGGGUGAUCUUGCAGCAGAUGAUAAUCUUUGGAAGACAAAGUGUGAACUGGAGUUCAAAGCUUGUGGCGAGAAUUCUAGAUUGAGCAAAAAUUGGAAGCAAAAGUUUGUGGCAGCCUGGACUGUGAAGGUUGCCGCCAGUAAGAGGCUGCAGAAGAGGCCAAGUCCAAGGUUUUGGAGCUAUGGCUGGGGGAGCAAUCCACAUGGCCCACUUAACUUCCCAGUAAUUGGUGGUGAUUCGGACCGUCUCCCGUUUAGUGUGAAUCACAAUUUUCUUGGGCGUAGUUUUGGAAAUCAGCGGAGAAACAUCUCGCCCAGCUGCAAUUUUGGGGGUGGUCGUCAAGGCUUUCCUUGAUUUAAGUUCAUGGGUUUCGCUGGUAUCUUAAGUAUUUGCAUAAACAUAGGCUGUCUUGUACAUUUUAUAAGUUGCACACUUUAUGCAUUUGUGCAGUGCUCUCAACCUCUCUUUUUUAUUGUAAAUCCUAUGUGUUGUUCUAUUCUGUAACAUUGAAGUGCUUUUGCUCCCUUCUCAGACUAUUGGUCAUUCGAUCUAGCUAAUGGCGUUGAUUGAAUGUAUAAGAUGAGCUUAAGUUCGCUGUCCA
Messenger RNA from Brachypodium distachyon (stiff brome), 1797 nucleotides. RefSeq names its product F-box protein SKIP22-like. Lineage: Eukaryota; Viridiplantae; Streptophyta; Magnoliopsida; Poales; Poaceae. Gene Ontology annotation, molecular function: protein binding. The transcript has a single exon. The record is from RefSeq and is a predicted model, not a curated record. The coding region runs from base 78 to 1550 and encodes 490 amino acids.